GUCUGCAGUAUAGACGAUCUGGAAGACGGCAAAGAAUAUGUGGUCUGCGGCAAGGGAGAGGUGUUUAAAAGGACUGAAUAUUCCAAAACGGAUACGUUGAGGCCCAAAAGACUGUCAAAUUCGAAAUUUACUGUCCAAAAUAUAAAUGUACCCAAAAUUAUAUCGCCAGACUGUGUUCGACCUCGAAUCGUUACUAUUAUUAGAAAUGGAAUUAAACCAAGAAAGACGCUGAGAUUACUUCUCAAUAAAAGAAAUUCAUCCAACAUGGAACAGGUGUUAAGUGCAUUUUCGGAAGUUGCUCAAUUGGCAGUGAGAAAAGUUUUUUCGCUAUCUGGCCAAUCAAUAACUGAUCUACCUCAGUUUUUUGCUACGGAUGACGUUUUUUUCGUCUACGGUAAUGAAAAAGCAUCUCAGGGCGAUUUUGAAUUAGAAUUCGAAGAAAGUAAAGCAAUACAAUCUUAUAAAAAAACGCCUGGCCUCAGAAAUGGGUAAGGUUUUAGUCGUUUGAGUUAAUCACACUUUUAAAUAUUGA
Molecule: messenger RNA, 532 nt
Organism: Leptinotarsa decemlineata (Colorado potato beetle)
Lineage: Eukaryota; Metazoa; Arthropoda; Insecta; Coleoptera; Chrysomelidae
Product: serine/threonine-protein kinase GL21140
Biological process (GO): intracellular signal transduction; protein phosphorylation
Molecular function (GO): protein kinase activity; ATP binding
Source: RefSeq, a predicted model, not a curated record